UCCAAACUUUGUUGGCAAAUGUUAGUUAAAGUGAUAAAUCAGUGAAUAAUUUAUUUUUAAAUCAGAAGUGAAUAAAGUUAGCUAUAAUAAUAUUAAUGACGCGCAACUUACCAGAAUCACCAAGGACGACGACCUUUACUUUCUCAAUUGCAGCCAUUCACAGGUAUUAUGACCGAAGAACGAUUAGUGACUGAAGUUCCCAGCAGUUUGAAACAACUUGCCAGGCUUGUUGUCAGGGGCUUCUACACAAUCGAGGAUGCCUUGAUUGUAGACAUGUUGGUCAGAAAUCCUUGCAUGAAGGAAGAUGAUAUUUGCGAACUCCUAAAAUUUGAACGGAAAAUGUUGAGAGCUAGAAUAGCUACUUUGAAAAAUGAUAAAUUCAUUCAAGUACGGCUCAAAAUGGAGACUGGUGCUGACGGAAAGGCUCAAAAGGUGAAUUACUAUUUUAUAAACUACAAAACGUUUGUGAACGUGGUCAAGUACAAAUUAGAUCUCAUGCGAAAACGCAUGGAGACCGAGGAACGCGACGCCACAAGUCGCGCCAGCUUCAAAUGCCCAUCUUGUGGAAAAACGUUCACAGAUCUCGAGGCUGAUCAGCUAUACGAUAUGAUGACACAGGAAUUCAGGUGCACUUUUUGUAGUCAAAUAGUGGAAGAGGACCAGUCCGCGCUCCCGAAGAAGGAUUCGAGGCUGUUGUUGGCGAAGUUCAACGAACAACUGGAAACUCUUUACAUAUUACUAAGGGAAGUUGAGGGUAUCAAGUUGGCACCCGAGAUAUUGGAACCCGAACCUGUGGACAUCAACACAAUCAGAGGGUUAACAUCAAAGCAGCCAUUGAACAGGCCAUCUGGCGACCAAUGGUCAGGCGAGGCCACACGCAACCAAGGUCUGGCCGUGGAAGAAACCAGAGUGGAUGUGACCAUCGGCGAUGCGGAUAACGCGUCUGAUUCUGCCACGCAGCGCAAGGAACGGCCAGUAUGGAUGGUGGAGAGUACCAUCGUCACCAACGACCAGGGCGACAGCGUGCACUCGACGGACGCUGCUCUGGAGAAGGCGGCCAGCAACGCUGCCAAUACCAAGACCACUGGCAAAGAGAAGAACGACGACAUUAUGUCCGUGCUGUUGGCCCACGAGAAACAAAACACUGGUAAUACUGCUGUUAACACCCUGAAGGGUGCUGAACCAGAUAGCUCGGACUCCAGUGACAAUGAAUCCAAAGAUCCAUAUAAGCUCAAAGAUGAGCUAGCUGCCGUUGCCGAAAUGGAAAGCGAAGAUUCCGAAGUCGAAGACAACGCUCCUACAGUGUUGGUGAACGGCAAACCGGUGUCGCUGACUAGUGUAGACGAUGACGUCAUUGCGCGCAUGUCUCCCACCGAGAAGGAAACCUACAUACAAGUGUAUCAAGAGUACUAUAGCCAUAUGUACGACUAAUUGUUGUAGUUAUAAGAUUUAACAAUAAAUGUUUCAACAUUAAAUGAGUAAUCAUC
Messenger RNA from Pararge aegeria (speckled wood butterfly), 1487 nucleotides. It is a transcript of the gene TfIIEalpha, whose product is annotated as general transcription factor IIE subunit 1. Lineage: Eukaryota; Metazoa; Arthropoda; Insecta; Lepidoptera; Nymphalidae. Gene Ontology annotation, biological process: transcription open complex formation at RNA polymerase II promoter; transcription initiation at RNA polymerase II promoter. Gene Ontology annotation, cellular component: transcription factor TFIIE complex. The record is from RefSeq and is a predicted model, not a curated record. Bases 169 to 1431 code for a protein of 420 amino acids. The transcript has 9 exons.